Molecule: messenger RNA, 855 nt
Organism: Paramuricea clavata
Lineage: Eukaryota; Metazoa; Cnidaria; Anthozoa; Malacalcyonacea; Plexauridae
Source: the annotation of a GenBank genome assembly
AUGGAAAAAGUUUACCACAGCGAUGAGCAACAAAAGAACUGGAAAAAAACGAAUAAGCCAAACAGUGGAAACGCUACCAUUUUAAAGAAAAGUGAGCUUGUCGUUCAGAGAUUGACUUCUGAUGUACAGGGAAAGGCCCAGAAGUACGCAAAAGUAGGACCACACGAGUUCGUUUCCCCCACGAGACUGUCACAAUCAAGAAUCUCAAAGAAGCUUGUCACAAGCAUUUUAAAUCAAGAAUCGGUGAUGAUAUGGUGGGCGAUAUCCUAGCAGGAGAUCAAGGACCAUCAUGUUCUUAUGUGGAGCAAAUCUCUAGCUUCAAUGUCAUUCAUGUCUGUUUUGUGGCAGCCAAUCAUGAAGACCCCACCCACUCCAGUCAUGAUUCUUGCCCCUGGGAAGUUGAUACUGUCAGCAGCUGUCCAACCGAGGUACAUUAAUAGAAAGAACGAGGUACAUUAAUAGAAAGACCACUGGAGGAGUGCUAAGGAAACAUUGUCGUACCCAAAAAGUCUGUCUGUUCUGGAAAUGCUGAAGCUGGGAACAGUCAUAAAAGGUACGUCGACUUCUUUUGAUUUGUACGAGUUCAACGUCCAGACAAUGACCUGGACCACUAAGCCAAUAAAAGAAGAGUUUGUUGUGGAGGAAGAUGUAUUUGGUGUUGGUGGGUUUCGGGAGAUAUUUAAAGCCACAGUAGCCAACAGUAGCACUGCUGAGUUCUCAGAUACAACUCGGGUCAUAAAGAAGUAUUUGCCAGGAGCUCUCACAGUCAUUGAUAUAACAAAACAGACUGUUGAGGAACACACAAAAAAGUGGUUCAAAUGCAUAUGUUGGCAAAGAACUUGGCAGAACAGCUGA